This is a messenger RNA of Trichobilharzia szidati, 469 nucleotides long. NCBI's taxonomy places the organism in Eukaryota, Metazoa, Platyhelminthes, Trematoda, Strigeidida, Schistosomatidae. The record is from the annotation of a GenBank genome assembly.
CGCAUGUUUUAGUAUGGCAUGAGUUUAUUUGAAUUCGCCAUGAAUGAUGAUAUAAUUGUAUCUCAUGACGACUUUUUUUCAUCUAGUAUACUGCUAAGAAUUGUUUUCAGUGUUUUGGCUGUAAGUUCCAGCUCCGAGACACGAGGAUUUCUGGAGGUUUUUAAAAUUUUUUCACAUUCUUGUAGAGCUGCGAUUCGUAGGCAGGUUUCAGUCACAUCCAUUUCAUUGUCAACUCCUAACCGUUGCAGUAAGCCAAUCAUAAAGUCUUUACUAAAGCCAAGAUAUCUUUUUUCAACCUUAUAAAAUGCUUCCUUUAAUCGCCGAGUCAGUGCAUAAUUUUCUUUUUCCAUUUUGGAGAAUGUUGGUUCAAAAAUAACUUGUUUUGCUCGAGAGGAGUUUCCCACUCUGCCAGCAGGAGCCAUUGCUGCUGGCCAUCUACUUCCAGCCAUGUUUUUUGAAUCAAACCGCC